AUGGCACCGUUCCGGUCAAAGAAACUCGAUCUGAGUUGCUAUGUUAACAUCAGAAACAUUCGCGAUCACACCAAACGGAAAGUGUACGAGAAAUUUGAGUCGGAGAGACAAGCCCUCCGUUACAUCAUCCGCAACACAACCCUACCCCAACGAGCGCGUGCAUGUAUAGACGCUGGGAAAGGUCGCGGUGUCCUAGUGUCUACAACCCUCGACCUCUCCAUCAUCAAAAUGUUCCGCCUCAAGAGCAGCAGUCUCCCUCCUGACCCUGAGUUCCCUGCCGACCUCGAAAAGCUUGGCUAUCAAAUCAACGAAAAAGACCAAAUCCGUUCCAUCAAGAAGCCGGAUCAAGAAUUCCACUACUUCAUCUCCAAAAAUGAACGCGUACUGGAGAAACAGCGUGAGGCCAUGGAUAUCUGUAUUCGCAACAACCUCCUCCCCCGCUUCCACGCCUCCGGCCUGCACACCACCCGCCUCCCCCUCACCACCGGCCCAUUAGACCCUCACAUCCCGAUCCUCACAACCCCCAACCUAUCAAACGCAAAACGCGUGAUCCUCUACAUCGGUGAGAACAACCAAGACCUCGGCAUCCUCGCCUACCGCAUCAUCGGGCGUGAAGGGCUCGCAAAGGGCUCAGUCUUGGAUUUCGCUGCGGCUGCUAAGGACACGGGCAAUCGGAUCGGUGGUCGUGGCGAUGGUGAUAUAUGGGAUAACAACGACACCGCCCUCGUGUUCGCCAAUCUAGGUCAACUGAUCUGGCAUCGUCGUGGACAGAAAGCGCUCAGUAUCCGCAGCUGGGAUGCUUUGCCCCGCAAAACAGGCGUCGGUGCACCGUUGAGGUUAGAUGCGAAAGAGAAUCGGGUCGUGGGGCAUGAGAAUCAGACAGCGCAUGUGGCGUCUGUCUUUGAGUUUCUGAAGGGUGCGAUGGCCGAGGGAGCGAAGGUGGAUGUGGUUGGGCUCGCGGAGGGGGCGGAGGAGGUAUUGAGGUAUCUAGAUAAGGCGUGGGAGGGAUGGAAGGGAAAGCUUGGGGCCAUGGUUACGGGAAUGGGGUAUAACUUUCCUCUGGAUUUGGAGGUCGGGGACCAGGGUUUCAAAGAGUGGAUCGGAAUGCGAGCGCGUACCUAUAUAAUCCAUCCAGACCCUGUUGGCAUCCCCCUCUCCGGCCGCUCACUUACAGGCUGUAACGUGUUCAGCUCUGGCGAAUCUCAAUAUACCGAGUGCAUCAUACCGAAAGCACAUGCCGCGAUGCUGGAUUUCUUGAAGAUGGCACAUGAAGUCCCUGGGUAUGAGGAGCCGAUGAUGAGGGUCAAUUCAGACGAGGAUGGUGGUGAUAGACCUCUCGUGAGUUGGGUUGGUGGAGGGCAAGAUGGGGGCCCAAACAUUACGCUCUCGGUGAGGCCGUUGGUGGAUACGCAACCAGUGAGCGGAGUAGUGGGAGAGAUUGAAGGGGAGACGGAGGGGGGUGUGGAGGGAAAUGGGGAUGAGAUAGUAGAGUGA
Bacidia gigantensis is the source of this 1494-nucleotide messenger RNA. RefSeq lists its product as uncharacterized. The record is from RefSeq and is a predicted model, not a curated record. Gene Ontology annotation, molecular function: siRNA binding. NCBI's taxonomy places the organism in Eukaryota, Fungi, Ascomycota, Lecanoromycetes, Lecanorales, Ramalinaceae. Gene Ontology annotation, cellular component: nucleus. Gene Ontology annotation, biological process: regulatory ncRNA-mediated heterochromatin formation. The transcript has 8 exons. The coding region runs from base 1 to 1494 and encodes 497 amino acids.